This is a messenger RNA of Physcomitrium patens, 1801 nucleotides long. RefSeq names its product ubiquitin-conjugating enzyme E2-23 kDa. The record is from RefSeq and is a predicted model, not a curated record. Lineage: Eukaryota; Viridiplantae; Streptophyta; Bryopsida; Funariales; Funariaceae.
AAGACGAAGUCGACGACGACGAAGAAGAAGCGAGACGAUUUUGUAAGUAGAUGUUUUGUGGAGGUGCUGGUGAUCGAAGAAGAAGAAGAAGAAUAAGUAGCAGCAAGUUGAUGUUUACAGCUUAAGCAAGCUUACGAGCAUCGAUCCUUGCGUCAAUAUCUACUCUUCGUGCCCGGCUGUUUGCUCAAUCAGGGCACAUGCUUGCUUUGCCAUUACAUCGCUCAUUGCUUGGUUACUCUGUUUUCUGAGAAGGCUUUGACACUUGCCGGUGGCGAGGGGCUGGUGGGCUUUGGCUUGAUAGUUCUGUGUGUUUAUUGGGUGGGUUUUUGUGGGAGUUGGUGAGGUGUAGAGAGCAGAGCAGGGCAGGGUCGUGAGCUGAUGUUUGGAAUUGAUUAGGAGGAUUUGGAAGCGUUUUGAGGGUGUGCGUGAGGGUUGGCAACAAGGAGUGUAGUGAGGAAGGGGUGGGUGGGAGGGUUUUAGGUUGUGUGGAAGUGUGGGAGUGUUCGUGUGUGGGUGCUGUCGUAGUGCAUCAUGUCAUCCCCAAGCAAGCGGCGGGAGAUGGACGUGAUGAAGCUCAUGAUGAGUGACUACAAGGUGGAGAUGGUGAACGAUGGAAUGAGCGAAUUCUAUGUGGAGUUCCAUGGCCCACGUGAUAGUCCAUAUCAAGAAGGGACCUGGAAAAUCCGAGUUGAAUUGCCCGAUGCUUAUCCCUACAAAUCUCCUUCCAUUGGGUUUGUGAACAGGAUCUUCCAUCCAAACGUGGAUGAGAUGUCAGGAUCUGUAUGCUUGGAUGUCAUCAAUCAGACUUGGAGUCCCAUGUUUGACCUCAUCAAUGUAUUCGAAGUCUUCUUGCCUCAGCUCUUACUCUACCCUAAUCCUACCGAUCCUUUGAAUGGUGAAGCUGCUGCGUUGAUGAUGCGAGACCGCGAGCAUUAUGAGCAGAAAGUGAAAGAAUAUUGUGAAAGAUAUGCCAAAGCAGAGGACAUUGGAAGGCGUCCAGAGGAGGAGUCCAGUGAUGAGGAGUUGAGUGACGAAGAAGAUUGCAUGUCAAGUGACGAAGAGAUGGCCGGUCAUGCUGAUCCUUGAGGCACUUCAUUUUCGUGCCCCUUUAUAAAGAAUGUCCUCUCGUCCUCAUCAUUUCAAAUUGUAUUAACCUGAAGACGGCAAUGCCACUCCAUUACGCGUUUGGCUUCCAAUUUGGGUGGCAAGGAUCCUGACCAGGCAAGCCUAGGGAGUAACAUGUUUUCACCCCUGAUUUGUCUCAAAAGGGCUCCUCGAGGUGAACAGGUAAGACUAGGGUCCUAUUUCAAUAACUGAGGGUCUUCAUGGUCCUCCCUCCCACUUGGCUCGUGGAUGGACCUCAUAAUUUGCUGCCAAGCAUUUCUGUACAUACAAUUGGGGCUUGUAAGAGCGGCAGCGCUUUAUUUCUUUGGGUGCUCUCUUCUCACGCGCUAGUGUUACUCUCCAAUCUAUGGCCUGUUCUGUGAGAAAUCUACUCCUAAAGUUGGGGAAGGAUGUGCAUAUGACUAUGAAGUUAUGAUAGUUUCUCUUACCUCUGUUACGUUCUGAAUCUUUUCAAAACAUGGCCAGAUAGGAUUAUGGAUGUAGUCUACACGUCCAAGAGAAAAGUCCUUAGAAACUUUACUACUUUAAGUAUGUCAAUAGGUUGGUUUGCUGUGGCCAUCACCUUGUCUCUGCUUUGGGAACCCUUGGGUUCAGGGGCAUCUUUUAUGAUUAAAUUUCUACAUCUUUCCCGUCGACAUCAAUUUGAAUGGGAAUAUGGGGAUUUACUGUUGUACUA